Molecule: messenger RNA, 1497 nt
Organism: Fonsecaea nubica
Lineage: Eukaryota; Fungi; Ascomycota; Eurotiomycetes; Chaetothyriales; Herpotrichiellaceae
Exons: 2
Coding region: 1-1497 (498 amino acids)
Molecular function (GO): heme binding; oxidoreductase activity
Source: RefSeq, a predicted model, not a curated record
AUGUCGAAGCUCAUUAACUAUGCUGAGGUGCAAAAGCACACCUCCAAAGACUCGUGCUGGGUUAUCCUCUACGGCAACGUCUGGGACGUCACAGACUUCCUUCCUUCACACCCUGGCGGAGCCCAGAUCAUCCUGAAACUCGCUGGCAAGGACGCCACUGAAGAGUACGAUCCCAUCCACCCCCCAGGCACUCUGGAGGAGAACCUCCCCAAAUCCGCCCGCCUGGGCCCCAUUGAUCCCAAGAGUUUGCCAGAGCCGGUCAAGUCGGCGAAAGAUGUCGGUCCACCACCCAAUACACAGGCUGAGGUCGAGGUGCCGCUGCAAGCAAUGUUGAACAUCGACGAGAUAGAGGCAGCUGCCACGAAGAAGCUGUCUAAAAAGGGCUGGGCUUAUUACUACUCCGCAGCGGACGACCUGGUGAGCAAGGAACUGAACAACACUGUCUAUCGCCAAAUCCUACUUCGGCCGCGCGUUUUUAUAGAUUGUCAGGACUGCGACCUCCGCACCAGCUUCCUUGGGUACAAGCUCGACCUGCCCGUCUUCGUUUCCCCAGCCGCCAUGGCUCGCCUGGCUCACCCUGACGGCGAAUGGGGCAUUGCACAGGCGUGCAAGAAGUUUGGCACGAUACAGAUGAUCUCCAACAACGCCAGUAUGACCCCCGAACAGAUCGUGAAGGAUGCAGGCCCCGAUCAAGUGUUCGGGUGGCAGUUGUAUGUGCAGACCGAGCGGAAAAAGAGUGAAGAUAUGUUGGCCAGGAUCAACAAAUUGGAUGCCAUCAAGUUUAUAUGUCUGACCCUCGAUGCACCAGUCCCUGGUAAACGAGAGCAUGAUGAACGUGGAAAGUUUAUUGUCGAGGACACGAGUCAGGCCGUCAAGGAUGCCGGUGGUGCCGAGUUGAAGGGCGGCGGUGGUAUCGGUCAAAGUCUUUUCUUUGGCACGGAUCCGACUUUGACCUGGACAGAAACGCUGCCUUGGUUGAAGAAGCACACCAAUAAGCCGAUUAUCCUCAAGGGUUUGCAGUGCCAUGAAGACGCAUAUAUUGCCGCACAACAUUCGCCACAGGUCAGGGGUAUCAUUUUGUCGAACCAUGGUGGGAGAGCAGCGGAUACGGCGCCGCCGGCUGUGCACACUUUAUUAGAGAUCAGAAAAUACUGCCCGGAAGUAUUCAACAAGAUUGACGUCGUCGUGGAUGGUGGUAUCAAGAGAGGAACGGAUGUGGUCAAGGCGCUGGCACUGGGUGCAAAAGCUGUUGGCAUUGGCCGUGCCGCGCUCUUUGGUCUGGGUGCCGGCGGCAUUGAGGGAGUCGAGAGAGUGUUGGAAAUACUCAGGGAUGAGACCGCCACCGCGACGCGAUUAUUGGGUGCUGCAAAGGUGACCGAUCUGGGUCCGCUGCAUAUCAACACCAGAGCUGUAGAGAGGGAUAUUUAUGAUGGACCCGCUAAUCUCCCUGGGCUCGAAGGCGCGAUGAAGGGGCUUUGGACCAGGGCGAAGCUGUGA